GGUAGUGUGGUGGACUCGGCGGCCAUGUUUUUCCUGUAGUAAAGUUUGCUCGCAGUACAUCGCAUAUUUAUCAGGCAAAGGAGUUUAAAUAAACAGCUCCUUUCUUGACGGUAAAAACCGCUUAUCUCUCUACAGCACGGAAUUAUGACCACUGUCGCAGCCCUGGCUGGACUGGCCUCGGGAACCAAGCGGUCAGCUGACGACAUUAUUUCAAGUAUGGCUGGGAUUUCAAAUGAUCAGAAAAAGGCACGAAUAGAUAAUACAAAUCCCCCUUCUAAGGUUCUACAUUUGCGUAAUGUUCCCUCCGAUGCGUCUGAUGCUGAGAUUAUUGCUCUAGGCAUUCCCUUUGGAAGAGUAACUAAUGUCUUAAUGCUUAAAGGCAAAAAUCAGGCAUUCCUUGAAAUGGAAAGUGAGUCAAAAGCAAUUGCUCUUGCAAAUUACUACAGUUAUGUUACACCAACUGUCAGAAAUCGUCCUAUAUAUGUUCAGUAUUCCAAGCACAAGGAGUUAACAACCAAUGAAUCCCAACAUGCUCCAGGGACAUCCCAUAUAUUGGCAGCAGCAAGUUCAUCUGAGGUUGUAGCCGCAGCAGGAAGUGCACUGAGUGGUUUAAGUGCUAAUCAACUGAGUUCCAGCACUUCUACAUCAACUGCAGAGGCUGGAGGUGCUGGAUGUGUCUUAAGAAUCGUUAUUUCCAAUAUUAUAUAUCCUGUUACUCUUGACAUACUUCAUCAGAUUUUCUCCAAGUAUGGUACAGUCCUCAGAAUUGUUACAUUCACCAAAAAUGACCAAUUCCAAGCAUUAGCAGAGUUUUCACAAGCCAGUGAGGCAUUAAGUGCUAAAUAUUGUCUUGAUGGACAGAACAUCUAUACUGGAUGCAACACGCUAAGAAUAGAUUUCUCCAAACUCACCAAUCUUAAUGUCAAGUACAACACAGAAAAAAGCAGAGACUACACACGUCCAGAUAUGCCGCCAGGAGACGUUGAUGGUGCCGCUGCUUUUUCACUCCCUGGUUUAGGUAAUGCGUCCAGUGUGCUAGGUAAUCCUGCAGCACUGUUGGGCCUGCCCAUGGGACUCCCACUAGCAAAUAUUUCUAUGGCUGGAGUGAAUCAGAGGUACCAAGGAGGCAGCCCACUGGUACUUGUGAGCAACUUGAAUGAAGAGAUGAUUACCUGUGAUGCACUUUUUACUUUGUUUGGUUGCUAUGGUGAUGUGCAACGUGUAAAGAUUCUAUUCAACAAGAAAGAUACAGCCCUCGUACAGUUUUCUAAUGCCCAACAAGCACAGACAUCUAUCGCCCAUCUGAAUGGAGUACGUGUUUAUGGCAAGGAAAUAAAAGUUACUGUAUCUAAGCAUUCGUCUGUCUCUCUACCAAAGGAAGGCGAGGAUAAUAAUCUGACCAAGGAUUACAGUAAUUCACCAUUGCAUCGAUUCAAAAAACCAGGAUCCAAAAACUUCCAAAAUAUUUUCCCUCCAAGUAGAACACUCCACUUAUCAAAUAUCCCUGAGGGCGUCACAGAGGAAGAAUUAACCGCACACUUCAGUGAGGCAGGGGAAGUCACAGAUUUCCGAUUCUUGCCGAAAGAUCAUAAGAUGGCUCAUCUGACAAUGGCAUCACCAGAAGAAGCCAUUGAUGCACUAAUAAAAAUGCAUAACUACAAGAUCAGCGAAUCCCAUCAUCUUCGAGUGUCUUUUGCCCGAUCAUCCAACUAAAUUCAUCAUUGAUAUUUUUUGUAGACUUAAGGUUAUCAGUUGACUCCACAUCACUAACAUAAUUCUAGAUUUGUUGGACCUAUAUAGACCACCCCAUCAAUACACAUUUCGUACACUCAUUUUCCUCUACCUUAAAAAAGCUCUAUAUACAUCUGUUCCUUGAAAUUAUAUUUUGCAUUCAUACUACUUUAACCUGAGCUCCAGAGGCUCUAAUGCGACAGACGAAGCCUACGACCAAGAAGCACUGCAUCGAGAGAGCCUCUGAGACCCAGGGUAAUACUACCUCCAUUAUCCUUUGCAAAAUUUAAUUCACUGAUUACUGGCUGUUAAGCGAGAAAAACUUUAAGCUACUUGUGUGCAAAGCAAGAUUCAGCUGAAAAGUUUCGAUGUUUAACAUCCUCUCCUUGUGAGACGUUGGCGAGAGUUUCAUAGAAGAGUAGAACUAGUUUAUACUUGUGCGUGCUCCUGAAACUUGUGUUGCACGGCUUUCACUGUGAAACACGCCUUUUACAGACAGCGCUUCUCAAUGACGUGCGAAAUCGUGUAAUUUGCCGUCGCGACAAAGUAGUUUUUAGUGGACGUCAAUCAAGUCGUUUCCAUGACAUUCUCUAGCCAUGAGGUACUUGAAGGCUUUGUGUCUCCUGACAGUGCCAUGGAAACGAAUUGAUUGACUAUCUUACCGCAGCAGAAAAUUGUACGAUUACACGUAUGACUGAGAAGCGAUGUAGUAUCGAUAUUGAUGAGAUAAGUAUGUUUUGUUUGCACAUUUUGCUUGUUGUUUGACAUUUCACUAACUUUUGUCGUUUUUCGAUUUAUUUCAAGUUACUUUUAUUAGGUUUCGUUUGAAAAUCAAGUUCUAAAAACUUGCUUUGUUCAUUUUAUCUCGUUGAUACAUGGACUUUUCUCACAAUGCGACCAAAUUUUAAAGUAGCUGUUAACCAGUGCAUAUGUUAUCAGCAAUAUUUAGACUCGUUCCUAUCAGCCAAAUUUCUUAAUUUUUCUUUUGAACUAGAAUACUUCGAUUAAAUUGCCAAAAAGAAAUGAUUUGGAAAAUAUAACGUUUCAGUUUCAAGAUGGUCGCGCUGUCCCAAAGUCCACCUGUUUUCCUCAAUGUUGCCCGUUUAAGCCUGGUUUUCACUUGCGACGGAAUCCGGGUCGGAAGCGCGUCGGCUUGUGCUUGCGGUUUUAUGCAAUGCACGAACUGCUUCCGACUCUUUUGCGAAUGAAAACAACGCUUUAGACGUCUAAAGAAAAUGGAACGAUUUUCUAAGAUAGGACAACAUUGAUUGAUUAUAGCAAAAUAAUGUUCGGUUUGUUAAAUAGCGAUCUCU
Messenger RNA from Actinia tenebrosa (Australian red waratah sea anemone), 3044 nucleotides. RefSeq names its product polypyrimidine tract-binding protein 2. Gene Ontology annotation, cellular component: nucleus. Gene Ontology annotation, biological process: mRNA processing. Gene Ontology annotation, molecular function: RNA binding. The record is from RefSeq and is a predicted model, not a curated record. Lineage: Eukaryota; Metazoa; Cnidaria; Anthozoa; Actiniaria; Actiniidae.